Molecule: messenger RNA, 760 nt
Organism: Tigriopus californicus
Lineage: Eukaryota; Metazoa; Arthropoda; Copepoda; Harpacticoida; Harpacticidae
Product: COX assembly mitochondrial protein homolog
Exons: 4
Coding region: 145-690 (181 amino acids)
Source: RefSeq, a predicted model, not a curated record
CACCAUGUCAGCUCCCGGCCUAAACAAUAACAAAUAUUCCAACCACAUCUUGAUGCUCCUCUCCACUCUUCAAAAUCCGGAGAAUCUUCCUGAGACCGAAACUAUUUUCUUCCCAAGCACGAUUGUAAUCCUUCAGCCGUGAUCAUGGGCAACAUGCUAUCGAGUCGUCGGGUUCAGGAGAGCCUGCAUAUCGACGAUUCGCCCGAUUCCAACGACAAAAGGCUCUUUCCCUCUCACAUGUACACGGGCCCCUUGAAACUAGGCGAUCCCAACUAUCGCGAACUAUCGAAUAUGGAAAAGGACCCGUUGAUUCCUCAACGAAUGCGAGAUGUGUCCCGAGAACUCUGUCCCGACGAGGUCAAGAAAUUCUUGGAAUGCGGCAAAAAAGAGGGUCUCGCAUCGUUUUACCAAUGUCAAGGGCAAAAGGAUGAAAUGGUAAAAUGCAUUGCUAAAUGGCAAGACAACCCUCAAUUCAAGGAGGCCAUCACCCAAGAAUAUCUCAAUGAGCGUAGUCAUUACCGUCAAACGGGUAUUCGGACCUCUCGAUAUCAGAGUACGAAAUACAUCCACCGCGAUCCGAACGAUCCACCUUUGGGCCCGGAUGGCCAAUAUCGACCCCGAAAGCCGGCCCAGUGGGACGAAUCUUACCCGAAUGGCGCUCCGGAAUGGGCCGGUGAUAUUUAUAAGUAGUGAUGGACCUUGGAUAUGUUUGCUGAUUUUAUUGUCUGGGCAAAUAGAGAGAUACAUUCAGACUCCUAGA